CAUUCCUCAAGCUCGCCGCGCUCGAGCCAUGGAUAAGUCAUUAAAGAAUGAUUAUAUCCAAGCAUACCUCGACCGUCAGAAAGUCUAUGUACAUUCAUAUUCUUCUGAGGGAAUCGAACUUCAUCGCCCGUCAAAAAUAUCCAACGGGACACCAACGAGGGCGCGGCGUGAAGAAACGAAAGAGCUUAACUUUGGGUUCGACACGCCUAUACUCGUCCCCCGCGUGGCCAAGCCUAUUAUCAGUACGGACAAGCGCUCAGUCGCAGAGCUCUCCGCCAAGGCAACGCAAAGGACCCGAAAGCCUCGGAAGGUACUUGAUGCUGAGACCUCUGCAAAGGAAACCAAAGGCUCAGUGCGUGCACCGCUCAGCACCGCUCAACGUGAUCCAUCCAAGCGGAAGCGUAAGAAGGCUGAAGUCCCGUCGGAUUCCGAUGAAGAACGCCAGGCUAGACUAAACGAGCGUCGAGAACGGAAACGCGUAAAGCGCGAUAUCGUGAAACCAGACAUCAAUAUCGCAGUGGAUAGCUCUCCAGCAAGUAAAAAGGAAGAUAAGAUGGUUGCUCGUAAAAAGGGAAAGAAACACUCGGGCAGCGCGGGUCUUGCACUCUUGCACGGAUUCUCAGCGACUAAUGUCGGUAAAAACCGCCUCACGUUAAAACCGUUGGCAUCUCUCGGAGUGUUUAUGAAGGGAAAAUCAUCCGCCAAGACGAAGGUAUACAAAGCGAAGGAGCCAUCCCAGAAGUUAUUUUCAGAAUUAGCGUUUCUCGAGAAGACAACCAAGCAACACGAGUCUCUGGUGGAUGGGUCAAUUAUACUCGACUCUUCCUCUCGACCACCCUCCCCAUCUGGGAAGAAGAUCACGAUUACGAAUUAUCGCAAAGACAAGAAAUCGGCACGACGACCCACAAGCCGCCAUUCUGCGGUUCCGGACCUUCCUAGGGGAAGCCCAGCCAUGUCGGAGCCGUGGGACAUCGAGCUUCAAAGCAAAUGUCUAUCUUCAGACGGUUUCUGCCCUCAGCCAGACAAACACAUAACCGGGUCGCUAGUACUCGAUCCCCGUAUGGCCAGUUGGCAUGAUCAGAAGCUACCAUCUGAGGGCCAGGUGGUACACUCUUCCCUUAUAAUGACUCCCGUGAAGGAAACGUCUCAUGACUGUAUGCCUGACGAAAUUCUAUCAUCAGUUCCGGCGUCUGCCAUCGCGACCGUCUAUGAUCUUAAUGGCGACUCGUCUAUUCAUCCCUCUCAUUCUGCGUCUCAGGUUGGCCUUAAACGACUUGACCAUCCAAAUCCUUCUGUCGAGCUUCUCACUUCAAAGUAUUUUGAUGUACAUGACAAUCAUGACACGGGGCGUGUAUCACCAACGUUCGAUCAACCACACCCUAUAGCCAACUCUUCUGGUGUGAUGGACCACAAUCCCCGUGACGCAUAUUCUCUCUCUGUUUCCCACCUGCAUGACGCAAACACAACGCGUCACGCCACUCCUUUGAAUGACAUGAUCUCCAGCAGCCCUUUACGCGUCCAUGGUAUCCCCGAGGAGCCUUUUCUUCCCUUAGCAGACGAUCUUAUCCCAACUUAUCGAGGCUACUCUAUCACACAGGAUGGUUGCUCAAACGAGGACGUUAUUCCGGCAUGGUACGCUCCUGACGAAUGUACGACCGACUUUUUUGAAGGGGACUCUGACUAUCAUGAUCUUCGUGACCAAGACCUGGCAUUUCUGGAACCUCCACAUCUUGUCAAUGAGUCCAGCUUCUACCCUCCGGUGCAGGCUUACUCGAGCGACGGGUUGCACGAUAUUUCAGUGGAUGACGUGGUCGUGCUUCACGAGGCAUAUGAAAGUCCUAGGCAACUCAUCGAAUAUACACAAGAGGUGGACGACUACGAACAUUCAGACGUCGUGAUCGAUCGAUCUUCAUUGUAUCGUGAUUCUUUCUCGUCACCCUCCCGCUCUCAAGCUACAGCAGAGGCAUAUGACAACACUUCCUGCACUCUGCGCCCGUUCUUGCAAGGUCGUGCGAUGCUACUUGGCAUCCCCCCGUACGUUCCCCCUUUGCAGGACCCUGAACAGACGAAAGUUGGAAGUGGUUUGCUGUCAGCUGAAGUGGAUGUUGCAAGAUACUUGAAAGACCAUUGGCGGCCGCAUAGAUUAUGAUAGUUGUUCCUUGUAUACGUUAUAGUAUUAUCUUGUU
Suillus clintonianus is the source of this 2186-nucleotide messenger RNA. RefSeq lists its product as uncharacterized. The record is from RefSeq and is a predicted model, not a curated record. The transcript has 4 exons. NCBI's taxonomy places the organism in Eukaryota, Fungi, Basidiomycota, Agaricomycetes, Boletales, Suillaceae. The coding region runs from base 29 to 2149 and encodes 706 amino acids.